AUGGCAACCUCUGCAUUAGCAGACCACGUGCUCUUAAUAAGCUCUAAUCAGGAGAAUGAAUUGCUUAUCGUUGAUGCAUCCACUGGGAGUCAAUUGUACUGUUUUAAAAAUUGUCGAUCGGCACAAAACGGCGUCCACGCAAUGCCUCGAACCGACCAUUUAAUAGCUGUACAGGAGGGCAAAUUGGCUUUGAAUCUCUAUAAUUGGGGCAAAGACAUGCCUGUGUAUAAGUGCCACGUGGCUGAGAAGAUGGGGCCUGUCACAACCUCAAGCUGUGGCAAUUUUCUCUUUGCAGGUGCAGAAUCAGGCAAAGUUUACGUCUGGGACGUUAAAACUGGAGAGUUAGUGACCGUAUUCGAUGCUCAUUACAAGCGCGUAUCAGCACUGGGAUUGACGUCGGAUGAUUCACAUUUGAUUACAGCUGGCGAAGAUGCUUUAGUGCAUGUCUGGAAACUGGUACACUUGCUGGACGAACCGAAUGCCGCUACUAGCUUUCAGCAAGGUGUGACCCCUCUUGUAAGCUUUACGGACCACGUACUUCCUGUCACCUCGCUGCAUGUUGGUCUCGGUGGUGUAAAUGCCCGUAUUUAUACGUCGUCUCUGGACCGCACGUGCAAGAUUUGGUCGCUCAAUUCGUCUCAGUGUAUAUAUAGCGUGUCCUGCCCGUCCUACGUCAAUUCAUGCGUUGCAGACCCCAUGGAGCAGCGUCUUUACAUGGGCUGCGGCAAUGGCCGAAUCUACGCGUUGGACUUGAACGCGGCUGCAACUUCCGUCACUGCUGCUUCAGCACGCAUUGCUAGCGCUUCGACAGGUCUGGUUGCUGGCAACGGCGGCAACGUUUCGCCGUGGGGCCCGGAGGCUUUGUUACCGGAUUCGUUCGAUGGCCAUGAAAGCAGUGUCACCACGUUGCAGAUUCAUGCCAGUGGUGCAUUUCUCGUGUCCGGAGACGUAAACGGUGUUGUGCACGUGUGGGACUGUCUAAGCCGCCAGUCGCUACGCACCGUCAAGCUAUUUAAAGGUAAGAUAACUGCUUUGGUGCUGUGUCCUCGCCCGCGACACCUUUUCCGUCAGGCAAAGACACCGUUCACUCUGGAAAACGAGGACCUUGACGACAUGAUGGCCACUCCGCUCCCUGUUGCUCCACUCAAGAAGUAUAUGAAUACCACUAAUGACAACUAA
Messenger RNA from Peronospora farinosa, 1179 nucleotides. Lineage: Eukaryota; Oomycota; Peronosporomycetes; Peronosporales; Peronosporaceae. The record is from the annotation of a GenBank genome assembly.